Messenger RNA from Nilaparvata lugens (brown planthopper), 643 nucleotides. RefSeq lists its product as uncharacterized. Bases 14 to 457 code for a protein of 147 amino acids. The transcript is spliced from 3 exons. The record is from RefSeq and is a predicted model, not a curated record. NCBI's taxonomy places the organism in Eukaryota, Metazoa, Arthropoda, Insecta, Hemiptera, Delphacidae.
GGGAAAAGACAGUAUGCAAGCAAGGAGACUAAGCUGUACAAUUUGCCAAUUUGAUGUGACAUGCUGCCAUUACAAGCUGGGAGAAAUUCCUCUUCUACACAUGAGACAAAAACCUUCAAAUUCACUUGAAAUCGCAGAAGGGAAUUCAAGCACCAAAGAAGAUGAUUGGAAGUUGGUAAAACCACCAAUUUGGCAUAAAUCUAUUUACAAAGAAGUAUAUACCAGUAGCAGUGAUGAAGAGGAAGAAGAAAAGACCACAUCCAAUCCCAGUUUUAAAACUCCUAAAAUGAAUGACUUUGUUGUUGUAAAAUGCUUAGGCAAAAAAAGUACUCAGCACUUUGUUGCUGUAAUAGAUGAAAUUAUCAAUAAUGAGGAAUAUAGAGUGUUUUUUCUAAAAAAACCGGAACUACAAAGUUCAGCUUGCCUGAGGAAGAAAAGAAACAGUUGUUUGAUAUAAAUAUUGAGGAUAUCUGUGCAACAUUAAAUCAACCUACUCAUUUCCAUAGAAACACAUAUACAUUUGAUUUUGAUUUUAUGCCUUACAACAUGAAAUACUAGUGAAUCAGAAUUAUUGCACUAUGUACUAAGUCACUCACAGUAUCACAAUAUAUUAAAAUUUCCAGAUUAAACUAUGUAAAACUUA